UCCAGAUACUUUGGGUUUUUAUGGAUUUGCUCACCGGGGUUUACACGUAGUCUCAGGGUAGCCCAAUCAGAACUGUUGUUAGAGUUGUUUUUAUUGACGUACAUUUACGUCGCUAGCUGCUCGUCUUUUAACGAUGCGUGUUUACAUAGCGAGUCUCAUUCAUUGAUUUUUGGCUAACGCGAGCUGUGUAGCGGCGGUCCUCGCUCACCUGACCGGGCUCUACUGUCUGACCUGGAGCUGAGGCGCAGCUCAGCGACCGAGGGCUGCAUCUCAACUGAGGAACAACCAGCCGUGUUACGACCGAUCGUUUGGCCGCUUUAACGCCCGCUAGUCGGCCGAAGCGAGUUAGCGACGUCAACUUUCACCCACUACCAUGGAUUAUAAAGAUAAGGCGAAGACGGCGGCUGACUGCUUGAUGAGCUACAAGAAGGACGAGUCCGGGUGGAAAGUCUGUAAGAAGUCUAAUGACGUGGUGGUGUCUUGGCGCCCCUCAUCAGAGUUCCCGGGGAAUGUUUAUAAGGGGGAGGGUGUUGUCAGCGGCACCCUGGAGAAGGUGUGGGAGUGCCUGAAGCCAGUGCCCAACGGGCGCCGAGUUAAAUGGGACAACAAUGUCAAAAAGUUUGAGCUUCUGGAACAAAUCUCCGAGGACACCUCCAUCUGCCGAACAGUCACGCCCUCAGCAGCUAUGGGUAUCAUAGCUCCACGAGACUUUGUCGAUGUUAUUUUAAUCGAGCAAUACGAAGAUGGAACCAUUUCAUCAAAUGCCACCAAUGUGACUCACCCGAGCUGUGUUCCCCAGUCUGGCUUUGUGAGAGGAUUCAACCAUUCUUGUGGUUGCAUCUGUAUCCCAAUCUCAGGAGAGCCCAACAAAACCCAAGUUUUCAGCUUCUUCCAGACCGACCUUGGUGGCCUCCUCCCUCGCUCUGUGGUUGACUCGUUCUUCCCCUCCAGCAUGUCAGAGUUCUACAGCAACCUGGGCAAGGCUGUGAAAUCCCUCAAGGACCUUUGACAUGAAGCAUUCAGAGAUCUACCUUCAAACUUGAGGCCUCCCGACUGGUCAGGCCAAAUGCCCAUUCCAGUUUAAACCUUCCAAACUCUACAGCAGUCAGAACACUCAGACCACUGACCACAAUAGAUAUAACCUGCCCUUCAUGUAUAUUCCUGUUACUGCAGGAGCAAUCCUCUAAAUCUUGAACAGUCAAACCCUAUUUGAAAAGCAGUUUACACUGAAAAAUGGCUAAAUUGAUGAGGGCUUCCAUUUGUAAAAAACACCCAUUCCCUUUACAUUCUUAGCUGUGGGAUGAAUUUACUUUGUCCUAUUUUACAGAAUGAAAAUAGUUUGUAAACUUGUAUUGGUACAUGUUCUAAAGGUGCAGUAAAAAUGCAUGUUGCAUGUUCCUUAUUUACCCUAUGCGGGUAUCAGAUUGCAGUACUGCCUCAUACCUCAUAUAGUUGUUUGUGUACUUGAAUUGUUAUAAUUUUGCUCAUCUCCACUCACCUACUGUAGAAGCCGUCUGCCUUUUUAAUGAGCUCCACUGAAGCACAGGAGAAAUGAAGUGUCUGGAUGUUUUGAUUGGGAAUACUUCAUGUUAAAUGUGGCUCUACUAAGCAGAAAAGAGUUGCCCCUUUUUCAUUGCAUUGGUUUCUGUUGUCCAUUUCCCUUUCUUUUUCACCACAUUCAGUUCUCAUACACUUUUAGUUUCAUUGAGCCAGCUUCUCAAAACACACGAUCACAAAGGUUGUCAACACAUAUUUCACAGAUGCUUUUCUGUUAAAGUCACACAUUUGAAGAUGCUGCGAGAUAAGACUGUUAACGUGACAAUGUGUGUAAUACCAUAAUUAUUUUCAGUAGGCGAUACUGUAAAAGAAAGAGAUGGUUCACUUCAGCUAUGUUCUUAAGAUGAAACAUUUCUAAUGCGGAAUUAUGAGCGACAAGGGUCAAGACUCUUUACAAAAGCAUCUGUAUAAAGCUGGAAAGCUUUACAAGGGAUCUUGUAAAGGAGAAAUUGGUAAAGUGUGAAAGACACUAAAAUGCACACACGGAUAAAGAUGAUGAUUAGAGUUUUUAAAUAGUUUUAUACUUUUAAUUUAAGUGUGUCUGUAGGGAGUUCAACCAAUGGUAACAGAGUGAAACAACUCUUCUAUUGUGAUUUUGUACUUUCAAAUGAAUCUCUCUUUCAAAGCACAUUCAAUCCCCACACUAAAAUCCUGUUAUUUUGAAUGCUGAUCCUAAAUGACGACACAUACACUGACCCUUAUAAUAGAGUUAACCUACAAAUUAAUGUUACCUCACCGUAUCACAUAACACAAGAAAGCAUUUUCUAUGUUUUUGGAUAAAGACACACAGGGAUCCAGUAGAUGAGAUAUGUUGUAGAAUUUGUAGUAACCUAUCUCCAGGGCAGAGUUUUGUCAUAAUCCUACCUCUCUGUCUACACAUUGAAGUUAAUGAGGCUUCUGUGUGAUUAAAUAGAAAUGGGAAAUGAACUUGAAGUGGGCAUUAUCAUGGAGUGUUGUUUCCCCUUGUCCAGCUCGGCAUGUCUGAUCAUUCUUUCAUUUUUACUAAAGGCGUAUGAGACGUGCACAAUCAAGACAAUAAUAAUAACCAUUGGCUUUAUGUCAUGUGGUCUUAUAAAAUAAAGGCACAUUUUCAGGUUAGACGGGGAAAGACAUACCUGCAAAAAAACAUCAUAGCUUACUCUCAACACUUGAAUAAAAAGUUUAAAAACAUGUCUAUUUAUUAUCUUAGAAUCUAUGUUGCUAUCAUAAAAGUGCUACCUGACGUUUUAAUAUUUACACAAAUAUUAAAUGCAAACUGUAAGUUUUUCCACAACUGCCAGAGUACUUUUAAGGUAUUUGGAAAAAUAACCUGUACUGUAUCAUUUUAAUCUUCAUCACUGAAACUCACUGUGGUAGAGGAAAUGAGAAAAUGCUGAAAACUUAAUGAUUUAAAAGAUGCUGUGUGCGCCUUGUUUGCACCCCCUCCUCUUAUUGGUUCCUGAAUGAUAACUUGGGGAUUAAAUUGAUUGCUUCAACAUGAUCAGCAAUAAGAAAUGCCUUGGUCUGAAAUUAGUUAGUCAGAGGGUGAAGAUGAGCAUCAGAGUCUGGGGGAGGGGGGAGUGAUUUGUACAAUGCUUAGUUAUUGUUGGUUUAUAUCAAAGUUCCUUAAAAAAGUGUUUUCUUCUUUACCUGCUCAGCUAUAUUGUCUUUUUACCUUGCCUUGUAGCCAGUUAUCAUAAUGAAAGACCUCAUUUCCAUUUACAAAUCAUAUGUGCUUAAGAUGUUGCUUGCAUGUGGAUCUAAAGGCAUUUUCAUGUGUAUAUUGUUUAAAAUGAGCCAGGAAAGGUUUUAUUUAAACGUAACAUUGUCUCAUAGAGGUGUCUGCUGAACUAGAAGAAACAGAUACGUGAAGAAUACAAAAGGAAGGGUAAUGAGAACAUGACCUCUUCUUGACCACAUCUCCACCAUGUGAUCUGUAUUUGAACACACUGUCUUCUCAAUGAAAUUAAAUGAAAUUCCUCUGCAUGGAAUCACAAUAUUGGGUGGACAUCUCAGCUUAAGAGAAGUGAUGUGCAGAUCUCUACCUUUUUCGAUGAGCAAGUUAUGAUGAUUAUGUAUAUAUGAUUCAGUUUUGAUUAACAUUUGUUGACUUUGGUGAUGAACUUUCUUUGUCUCCAUACUGACAUUUUUGGACUUAUAACAUGUACACUACGGCAGUUAGCCAUAUUUAAAGUAUUAGACUGAUAUACAGAGUAAGUUCUAUGUUUAGUACUUGAGAUUCAGACACCAAUCCAAAGUUUUCCAGUGCAGACAUUAGUCUACCAUGUCAAAUGAGCCUACUACUCAUUGUUUUAACAUGCAGCUGUUCACCUUGUACUGUUCUCUCCCAUUUAAUUUUGAAUUUCACCAGCAUUAAAAUCUGAUCAAAAGAAGCA
This is a messenger RNA of Limanda limanda (common dab), 3932 nucleotides long. It is a transcript of the gene stard5, whose product is annotated as StAR related lipid transfer domain containing 5. NCBI's taxonomy places the organism in Eukaryota, Metazoa, Chordata, Actinopteri, Pleuronectiformes, Pleuronectidae. The coding region runs from base 374 to 1009 and encodes 211 amino acids. The record is from RefSeq and is a predicted model, not a curated record. Gene Ontology annotation, molecular function: lipid binding. The transcript is spliced from 6 exons.